CAAAUUUUGCUCCAACACCCCUUCAAAGUCUUCCUCUCCUCACCCAUUUUCUCCAUUUUUUUUUCCAUUUUUUUUCCGUUUACUUAUCUCUCCUCGAGAAAAAUACAGGAACAAGCAUGAUCAAGAACCGAACUCAGCCAAUUACAUUGAAAAGCAAGAAUUUCAAAAACUAUUCUCAAUCAUGUUGUAGAAAUUGAUGGCAUUGAGAAAUGGGGAGUUACAAUUAUUACAAAGUGCUGGGGUGUUUUAACAGGAAGUUCAAGAUCAGCGAGACAGGGCCACCGCCGGACGUUAGGGAUGCAUUUUCCUUAUACGCAGAAAAAGGGACACACAUGACUGCAGAUCAAUUGGCUCGUUUUUUGGUGGAGUACCAGGGUGAGAAAGGCUGCACCAUUAAUGAUGCUCAACAAAUUAUACAGCAAGUUUUCAAUCGCCGCCAUCAUCUCACAAAGUAUACUCGCCAUGCAUCUUCUCUUGAACUUGAAGAUUUCUUUUAUUAUUUAUUCCAGGAUGAUCUCAAUGGUCCCAUCAUAUCUCAGGUACAUCAUGAUAUGAAUGCUCCGUUGCAACAUUAUUUCAUUUAUACAGGUCACAACUCCUACCUAACAGGAAACCAACUAAGCAGCGAUUGUAGUGAAAUUCCAAUCAUCAGAGCACUGGAAAGAGGAGUGCGAGGAAUAGAACUAGAUUUAUGGCCGAAUUCAGCAAAAGAUAAUGUGCAUGUUCUUCAUGGAAGGACCCUGACCACGCCCGUGACGCUCCUUACAUGCUUAAAGUCCAUACGGGACCAUGCAUUUAUUAAAUCUCCUUACCCUGUCAUAAUUACAUUAGAAGACCACUUGACCCCAGACCUUCAAGCUAAAGUUGCAGAGAUGGUUAUCCAAGUCUUUGGGGAGACGCUGUAUUAUCCUCAGUCAGAAUGCUUAGAGGAAUUUCCUUCACCUGAAGAGCUUAAGCAUCGGAUUAUUCUUUCUACCAAACCACCGAAAGAGUAUCUUGAGUCGAAGCAUCAAAGAGACAGAGAAAGUGCAUCUCCUGUGAAGAAAGAUUCAGUUGAAGGGGACAUUUUGAUCAAGGAAACUUCAGAAGUUACAACAGAAGGUCAUGAAGCUGAUGAUAGGAGUCCGACUGAUCAAUAUGAUGGAGACGGUGAUACCUCCAACUACCAAUCAUCCCAGCAGGGAGCACCUCAGUACAAACGUCUGACAGCAAUUCAUGCAGGGAAGGCCAAAUGUGACUUGGAGCAUGCACUCAUAGUAGAAGAGCUUAAGCAUCAAACAGUUCUUGCUACCAAACCAUCCCGAGAAGAUCUUGAUCUGAAGCAUCCCAGAGACAAAGAAAAUGCAUCUCCAGUGAGGAAAGAUUCAGUUGAAAUGAACUUUUUGGUCAAGGAGACUUCAGAAACUACAGUAGAAGAACAUGAAGCUGAUGAGAGGACAGUUAUGGAUCAAGAUAACAAAGACAGUGAUCCCUCAAACCAUCCAUCCUCUCAGCUAGGAGCACCUCAGUACAAGCGCAUGGUAGCGAUGCAUGCUGGGAAGGCAAAUCAUGACUUGAAGCAUGUUCAAAUACCCGAAGAGCUUAAGAAUGGGACUCCUCUUUCUCCCAUGCCGGCCAAAGAGUAUGUUGAGUCAAAGUACCAGAGAGACAGAGAAAGUGCAUCACCAGUGAGAAAAGAUUCAGUUGAAAAGGACCUUAUGGUCAAGAUUACUUCAGAAAUUAGAGCAAAACAUGAAACUCAUGAGAGGAGUGAUACUGAUCAAGAUGACCUAGGUAGAGAUCCCAACUGUCGGUCAUCCCAGCAAGGAGCACCUCAGUAUAAACGCAUGGUAGCAAUGCAUGCCGGGAAGGCUGAAUGUCGGUUGAGGCAUUCACCAACACCUCAAGAGAUUAAGAAUCACAGUGAUAGAGAAAGUGCAUCUUCUGUGAGGGAAGAUAUAGUUCCAGAGGACUUUCUGAUAAAGGAGAACUCAGAUAUCAUAGAAGAAGAACAUGAAACUGAUGAGAGGAGUGAUACUGAUCAAGACGAUGAAGAUAAUGAUACCUCCAGCAACCAAUCAUCCCAGCUAGAAGCACCUCAGUACAAGCGUCUGAUAGCAAUUCAUGCUGGGAAGGCAAAACAUGGGGUGAAGCGUGCACUAACAGAUAAAAUCGUUAAAUUCAAUCGUCUUAGUUUGGAUGAACAAGCACUUGAAAAAGCUGCAACAAAUUAUGGAAAGGAUUUGGUCAGGUUCACUCAAAGGAAUAUACUGAGGGUGUUUCCCAAGGGAACACGAGUUACCUCCUCAAAUUUUAAGCCUAUGACUGGCUGGAUGCAUGGAGCUCAAAUGGUUGCAUUUAACAUGCAGGGAUAUGGGAAAUCACUCUGGAUUAUGCAUGGGAUGUUUAGGUCUAAUGGAGGAUGUGGCUAUGUAAAAAAGCCCGUUUUUCUCAUGGAAAGAGGACCACGUAAUGAAGUAUUUGAUCCCAAAGUAACAUCGCCGGUGAAGAAAACUUUAUGGGUUAGAGUAUACUUGGGAGAUGGAUGGCGCAUGGAUUUCAGCCAUACGCACUUUGAUACCUUUUCUCCCCCAGACUUCUACACGAAGCUAUAUAUAAUAGGAGUGCCAGCAGAUGCUGCAAAGAGAAAGACGAGGAUAAUAGAGGACGAUUGGGGUCCCAUAUGGGGUGAAGAGUUCAAAUUCCCUUUGACAGUUCCAGAGCUGGCUUUGCUUCGGAUUGAAGUACGAGAAUAUGACAUGUCAGAUAAGGAUGAUUUUGGAGGACAGACAUGUUUGCCUGUCUCAGAGUUGAGACCUGGCAUCCGAGCAGUCCCUUUAUAUGACAAGAAGGGGGAAAAACUUAAAUCUGUAAGGUUGCUUAUGCAAUUUCAAUUUAUUUGAUGUGCAAAAUUUUUUGUUCUUUUUCUUGGUAGGAUUAUCUUUCGUGGAAACGAAAGCCCAAUUUGAUUUUUUCUUGUAUAUCUUUCAUGGUAUUCACACAUCCGGUUCCUUUUUAUUUUUUGUACAAUGGAUGUGAAGUUAGGGAUUGAGCAUGUGACAAUGUUUCUGAACUCUUUUGACAUCAAUGCGGACUUCAACUAUCCCAGUAA
This is a messenger RNA of Nicotiana tabacum (common tobacco), 3091 nucleotides long. The record is from RefSeq and is a predicted model, not a curated record. Lineage: Eukaryota; Viridiplantae; Streptophyta; Magnoliopsida; Solanales; Solanaceae.